Molecule: messenger RNA, 443 nt
Organism: Centrocercus urophasianus (Greater sage-grouse)
Lineage: Eukaryota; Metazoa; Chordata; Aves; Galliformes; Phasianidae
Gene: RPL36
Product: ribosomal protein L36
Exons: 4
Coding region: 86-403 (105 amino acids)
Biological process (GO): cytoplasmic translation
Cellular component (GO): cytosolic large ribosomal subunit; ribosome
Molecular function (GO): structural constituent of ribosome
Source: RefSeq, a predicted model, not a curated record
CCUUCUUUCCGGUGCGGCGCCGGCGGUGCGGCUGCAGGUUGGUGCUGGUUGGAGCCCCCGGGAUCCGCGGCCAUCUGCGGCCGACAUGGCGAUCCGCUACCCUAUGGCCGUCGGCCUCAACAAGGGCUACAAGGUGACGAAGAACGUGUCUAAGCCGAGGCACUGCCGCCGCCGAGGGCGCCUGACCAAACACACCAAGUUUGUGCGAGACAUGAUCAGGGAGGUCUGCGGCUUCGCGCCCUACGAACGACGUGCUAUGGAACUGCUGAAAGUCUCCAAAGAUAAACGUGCUCUGAAGUUCAUCAAGAAACGGGUUGGCACUCACAUUCGGGCCAAGCGAAAGCGGGAAGAACUCAGCAAUGUCCUGGCAGCCAUGAGGAAAGCUGCUGCAAAGAAGGAUUGAGUUGUACGGCCUGGAGCUCAAUAAAGCCCUUUCUGAUAAA